AUGCCUACAAUGUCACCUUUUAAGAAAACUUUCCAAACUUUACCAACUGCUUUCUUGCCAUUGACCUCAGAACCAAGUAAGCCAUUUGUUAUUGAAAACGUUUCUCCAACAUCAUCUCCUACCUUGGUGCCUAUGGCUGUUUCUUCACUGGUUGAUUCUAAGGGUAGAUCUAUGUCUAUUGUUGAAUUGAAGUAA
Lizanozyma spartinae is the source of this 195-nucleotide messenger RNA. RefSeq lists its product as uncharacterized. Lineage: Eukaryota; Fungi; Ascomycota; Pichiomycetes; Serinales; Debaryomycetaceae. Bases 1 to 195 code for a protein of 64 amino acids. The record is from RefSeq and is a predicted model, not a curated record. The transcript is spliced from 2 exons.